Messenger RNA from Pectinophora gossypiella (pink bollworm), 8408 nucleotides. RefSeq names its product mucin-5AC (gene Cht6). The transcript is spliced from 19 exons. NCBI's taxonomy places the organism in Eukaryota, Metazoa, Arthropoda, Insecta, Lepidoptera, Gelechiidae. Gene Ontology annotation, molecular function: chitinase activity; chitin binding. Gene Ontology annotation, cellular component: extracellular region. Bases 243 to 7376 code for a protein of 2377 amino acids. Gene Ontology annotation, biological process: carbohydrate metabolic process; chitin catabolic process. The record is from RefSeq and is a predicted model, not a curated record.
CCGCGCUAGUUGUCGUUUCCCGCUUAAACGAGUAAAAUUCGAACUUCGAACGCGAAACUUUUUUUAUUUCUUUCUUUUUCACGCGCGUGCCAGUUCCAUUUUUUGGAGGGUUUUUUAUAGUGCAACGAAUAUUUUACUGUGAUGUUGUGAAGUGGAAGCGGUAGUGGAUGGAAUAUUGAUAGUCAACUUCUGAAGGAUUUUUUACAUUGAUGACAUUAAUGUAUUAUUAAAAAUUUUACGACAUGAGGAACUCCAGUAGGAGAAAGUUCAGUGAUAUGUUAUUGAAAAUGGACCCAACAACAUGGUUGGCAUUAGCGUUAGCAGCCGUCACACUAGCAACACCAGCCUUGUCAAGCGAGCCGCGCGUGGUGUGCUACUACACCAACUGGUCGGUGUACCGGCCCGGCACGGCGCGGUUCAACCCCCAAAACAUCAACCCGUACCUGUGCACGCAUCUCGUCUACGCCUUCGGAGGGUUUACCAAGGACAACACUCUCAAACCCUUCGACAAGUACCAGGACAUUGAGAAAGGUGGUUACGCGAAGUUCACGGGUCUGAAGACGUACAAUAAGAACCUGAAGACGAUGCUGGCCAUCGGCGGGUGGAACGAAGGCUCCACGAGGUUCUCGCCCAUGGUCGCAUCUCGAGACAAGCGGAAGGAGUUCGUCAGGAACGCUAUCAAGUUCCUCAGACAAAACCACUUCGACGGCCUCGACCUUGACUGGGAGUACCCAGCCUUCCGCGACGGGGGGAAGCCCAAAGACCGAGAGAACUACGCCAAGCUCGUGAGAGAACUACGAGAGGAGUUCGAGAGGGAGUCAGAGAAGACCGGCAAACCUCGCCUGCUGCUUACCAUGGCCGUGCCAGCCGGUAUCGAGUACAUACAGAAGGGAUUCGACGUCAAAACGCUCAACCAAUACCUCGACUGGAUGAACCUGUUGACCUACGACUACCAUUCAGCCUUCGAGCCCGCUGUGAACCACCACGCACCGCUCUACCCCCUCGAGGAGCCAAACGAAUACAGCGUCGACAAUGAACUGAACAUUGACUACACGAUCAAAUUCUACCUGGAGAAUGGUGCUGACCGGGAUAAGCUGGUCCUGGGUAUCCCUACCUACGGGCGCUCCUACACGCUGUUCAACCCUGACGCGGUGGAGAUAGGGGCCCCGGCGGAUGGGCCUGGCGAACAAGGAGAUGCGACUAGGGAGAAGGGAUAUUUGGCGUACUAUGAGAUCUGCGAAGCGCUCAAACCGAAAACCAAGAAGCGUUCUCCUGCAAGGGAUUCAGAGGAGGAUUCAGAAGAAGAGUCUGAAGAAGAAGAGGAUCAACCCUGGACUGUGAUGCAUCCGAACGACAACGCCAUGGGUCCGGUGGCGUACCGCGGCAACCAGUGGGUCGGCUAUGAUGACGUGGAUAUUGUGAGGAAGAAAGCUGAAUAUGUGGCUGAAAACGGUCUUGGAGGUAUAAUGUUCUGGUCGAUUGACAACGAUGACUUCCGUGGAACAUGUCACGGCAAACCCUACCCGCUCAUCGAGGCUGCGAAAGAAGCAUACAUCGUCAAACUUGGAUCAACGGACAACGCAAUCGUGACGGACCGCCCCCGAGGGUCGACCACAGUGAGGAGCACCUCCAACCGCCGCAGGAACCGUCCGCGCAGCUCCACCACCACUACCACCACGCCGAAACCUUCCGCCUCCAAGAGCAACAAACGCAAGAGUGGCUCCGCAGUAAGCAGCACCACUCCAGCGUGGAACAUCGUCACACCCGAGCCACCGACCACACCAGAUCCCGGAUCAGACUUCAAGUGCACGGACGAAGGUUUCUUCCCUCAUCCUCGGGACUGCAAGAAGUACUUCUGGUGUCUCGAUUCCGGACCUUCCAACCUCGGCAUCGUCGCUCAUCAGUUCACUUGUCCUUCUGGCCUGUUCUUCAACAAAGCAGCAGACUCUUGCGACUUCGCCCGCAACGUGUUGUGCAAGAAGCCCAGCGCUACCACCAAGGCCCCGAAGCCGGAGCCCACCAAGCCUACCACCACCAAACCUACCACCACUACCACCACCAGGAAGCCCGUCAAGCUCAGCACUAAGAGCUCUUCGUUGUUUAGAACUACUAGUACUACGACCACCACUCCUGCGCCUGAAUCUGAGGAAGAAGAAUACGAAGACGAUUUGGAAGACGCAGCAGACAUUGAAGCUGAAGAUCCGAAGGUUAUCAAGGAGCUGAUUGAUCUGAUCAAGAAAGUUGGUGGAGUGGAGCAACUAGAGAAGCAGCUGCAUCUGUCGGAGUCCUCCAGCACAGAUGGAGCCAUCACCACCACGCCGACGCCCUUCAACAAGAGGCUCUACCAGAAGGUGCUCGAGCGGACCCGAGGGAAGAACAAGUAUACCGGUAAUAAUCAAAGCAGUGGACAGAACAGCCGGCGAGGACCACAGAACGCAGGUCUAGAAGCCACUGCUGAUAAGGACAAACUGCUGAAGAAAGAUCGGCCACAGUACACAACAAUCAACCGCUCGCGCCCAGCGUUCUCCACCCAGCUGCCUCUUGAUGACGAAGACCUGGAUGAUAUCGCAGUGGAUCCCCCUCGACAGUCCCUGGCGCGGUCGGUGGACGAGGGCAAAGUAGGCACCACAGCCAAGCCGCUGCAGUACGUCAAUAUCCGACGAGCUCGACCGCUGACUACUUCCGAUACAGCUGAUGAUACUGCAUCUAGAAACGCCCUAUUCGAGCGCUCCGAAUCGUUCGUAUCAGUUUCGGAGACUCCGAACACAUUGGACAUUGCGAGUGCGCGUCGUGAGAACAUUCCUGAAUACGUCACCAUCAGGAGACAGAGACCUACCACUGAGGAGACCGUCACUGAACAAUACCACAACACCGAGGCAGAGGACAGUCAAGAAACGGCUUUAGAAAGAGAGAUAUCUUCUCCUCAGCUGACGUCACAGCCUCAGUACACGUCUAUUGUACGAGUGCGCUCCACCACUACCCCUCCAGAGGACAACAGUAGUCCUGAUCCCACCACCGUCCUUGCUGUCCAAAUUUCCUCCUUACUAAACUCUCCUGCAUCAUCUGAAGUGGAAACACUUGAGGAGGAAUCUCCUGAGACAACAGUCGCUGAGGCAACCGAAGCUGUCGCAACAACGACUACUACUACUACCACGACCACGACGACAACUCCCGCCCCUUCGAGUGCCCCUACGCGUCGUACGGUCCUACGACGACGGGGCUCAACCACGACUACACAAGCAACUCCAACAUCCUCGACAACCCAGGUGAGUUCCAGGAACUAUACUUUCGUACGUCGUCGCCGCCCGCUCGCGCAGCCUAAUGAAAUAGUUUCGGACUCAACAGACGAUCCCGAAUUUUCUAGAAAGGUCAGGUCCACGACACCUGACAGUAGAGAAGUUGAAAAUCGUAGGGAAACCGGACCAACUCGUAGGUUUAGGUCUAGGUUACAGACGAAUGUUGAUGAUUCUGUUCCUGCUGCUGCGUCCCCUGUGUCCAGAGGACAGUUUAGACCUGAAUUAAGCCGUGAUGAAGUAUUAUCAUUAACUCCCAUUGACGUAGAAUUGCCCCAAUUUGUUCAGAAACCAUCUUUCAGUUCAAGAUCUGAGAGACGGUUCCGUGGUAGGACAACAGCAGCUAGUAAAAUAGAGGACAGUGUGGCAUCAGCUGCUACAGUUGAAGCCAGACGCCCCAAUAUUUUGCCCCGAGGUCGCAGUCGCUUUAGUCCUAGUUCUACUACAUUAGCAUUAGAAGAAUCUGAAGCAUCUGUAGCAACUGAGUCUACUCCGAGCCAGAAACGGCCAACUUUUGCUAGGUUUACUCCGCGACCAUUUGCUAGAACUUCUGCAACUGUGGAACAGCAAGAAGAUGAAUCAGACACAGUAGUAACUCAAAGAUUACCAACACGUUUGCCAUUUGGUAGAACUAGGGUUACUGCAUCGAUUGCACAAUCGACAAGUUCAUCUUCUGUACAACCAAGGAGAAUACUAUUUCCCUCCCGUCAAUCGAGUACUACUCCUCAAGCGUUGGCUCUAGAAGAUGAGGAGGAGGACUUGGAAGAAAACAAAGAUGAUAUUUCUCUAUCUGAAACUGCAGUAGCUGAGAAAGAACAUGAACAAGAAUUCGAUGAAAACUCAGACACAACAGAAGAGCUGCCAAAACGUAGAAUAGUUAUUAAGAAGCUUAGAGCACCAGUGAGUACUACAACAGAAAGUAGUAUCUCUACUGAAGCAGUUCAGAUUUCUGAUGAUGGCAAAAAGAGAUUCAGGGUUAUUAGAAGACGCCCAUCUUCAACUUUCCCUCCUACGGAAGAGCCUGCUUCUAUUACUGAAGCUCCAGCACCGCAAAGAAUUCGUAAAGUAAUUCGUAAGAAAAUAAGACCCGCUGAAGAUGAACCGGAAAUUAUAGCGAAAUCAAUUGGCUCCUUGAAUUCUGCAGCUAAAGAUACGACUACAGAAAUUGUAGCUAACUAUGGUGAAAAAAGUAAGCCUUCUACUAUACCACCUCCCACCGAAGCUCCCACUGAUCUAAAACAAGAAAUUGAAACAACUAAAGAAGAAAUCAAGCCUGAUUUUGAAGAAAAAAUAAAUAGCAAUGAUACAGAACAAAAGCAAGAUGUAAAGGAAAAAGUGGAAUCCAAUUCCCAAGAAAGUCAGCAAGAGGUUGAAAACCCCGUAGAAGAAAACCUGGCUAUCACUGAAACUGAAGCGAAGCCACAAGUUUCUAUAGAAACUGAAGAAAAAGCUGUCGAUUUAUCUGAGAACAAUGAGGGGGCUGCUUCCGAAGAACCACCGAAAGAAUUAGAAGAGUCUUCACCAGAGACUACGACAACUACUACAACACGGCAACCUACAUCCACUGUGCGAAGCAGGCUACCAUACCGCCCACCAAAACGUACAUUCACAUCUACAACCGAGUCCGUGCCCUCAAGCAGCAGGACUUUCAGCCGCAAAUUCAACCCAGGUGUCUAUACUAGUCCGUCAACAGUUGAUAAAGAAACGAGCAAACUGGCUCCGGCUCCGACUAGAAGGCCCUUCUCAUUUAGUAGGCGACCAACUUUUACAAGAACUACUAAGAAAGUGGUAGAAGAAGAAGAAGAGGAAGAUGAAUACUCUGAAGAUGAAGAUUUAGAUGUACCCGAACAAGAAAAUCCUUUGGUAUUGGUACCGCCAAAUCAAUUAUUUAGCAGGAGACCGCAACCUGGUCAAGAAAAUAAGGAAAGUGAUGAAGAUCUUGAUGAGGAAGAAGAUGAAGAAGAUGAACCGGAGCAACCACAAAGAUUCACUCCUAGAAGACCACCAACUUUCAAACCUAGAGUAGUUAACUCAAACACCUUUAGAACUACUUCAUCCACUACUGAAUUACCUAAACGACCAAGCUCUCAGAAUAGAACAGCAAUAUUUAAUAGGUUUGGCGCAAAACCUGUAAACGACACUAAGAAACGUGUGCAAAAUGUGCCAGUUGGUUACGGUUCUCCUUCAGCUGGUCAGCCAAAGACUCAAGAAACCUCUCAAUCUUCAGUUGAACUAGAAUCUGAGGAAGAUAUUACUACAACCAACGCAUCAACUGGAGAAACUGAAGCAACCACUGAAGAUGAUGACUACUUGUCUAUGACAAUGACAGAAUCUUCAGGAACGACUUUGACAGAUAGCACCACCACAGAAGACAUUACCACAAACACUAUUGACGCUGACUGGUUGACUGAGACUACCACUGGUGGAAUAGAGAUUGAUGAUUCAGAUGACUACUUAGAAUCAUCAGAAGGCACGACAAACUUACCAACUACACAAGAUUCCACUACACAAACUGAAAGUGAAAAGCAAACUGAGCCUGAAGUACAUGAAGACCAAACUUCCACCGAAGCAUAUUCUGAAAGCACUACAAUUGAAGCUAUUCCCGAAACAACAACUUAUGCGCCUACAGUAGCACCGAUAGUUAAAACUCAGUUCAACAAACUAUUCUCCGUUAGUAGAGUUGUAGAAGUAAAUUCGAAAUUAGAUAAGCAUCGAUUAAACAAGAAUAACGAAACAACGCUUAUUGAAGAGGGCAAACUUAUGGUUGAAAAGAAACCUACAGUUGAUAAAAUUGGUGAAGUAAGCAGGUUUAGUUUUAUUAAGAUUGUCGAGGAUGAAAUUCCAAUUUAUUUAACUAAAUUAGGACAUGUUUAUCCUGUAGAAAACCCACCGGAUCACUAUAUACGAAUUGAUGAAGCUAGAAAUGCUAGAGCUUUAGUUAAUUUUGCCGAUGCACCAAGAGAAAAUUUAAUAGCUUCAGAAAGUAUGAACGAACCUUACAGACAUGUGAAUAAAGUUGAAAAUCAACCUAAGGAUGACAUAGUACCCAAAAGUGAAGUAGAACAUAUUAUACCAGGCGACGACUUUUUAAAAUACAUUAAUGACGAUAAAAAGUCUAGCAAAUCUGAAGAAGACCAAGGUUUUGCUCAAUGGCAAUUCAUCCCUGCUGCUUAUGAGAAUGAAAAGACCAAAGCAGCAAAGAACUUUGAAGUUGUUACUCCAAGAGGAAUGCUUACUGAACCGUCGACGUUACCUUUGGAAGCCUUAUUUAAAACUGAAAACCCAAUGGCUAGGAAAGUUGGUGAGAUUGGAGACAAACAACCAUUUGUUGUGUAUUCGGCAUCAGUGCCAACACAAAAUGAAGACGCAAAUAUUGUUAAGCUGCAAGUAUUGAAACCUGAGACUGGUCGCAGUAUAAUAACUUUCGCUAAAGGCCAAGAGUUCCACGGAGGUCCUGUGACUGAACAUGCUACUGUCAAAUAUCCUAUCAACAUUUCAGUUGUACCAAAAACAUCAGAAAGCCCAUCAUCGUCAACAACAACGACUACUACUACUACCGAAACAGUGACCAGCCCUGUAAUAGAAAUGUUAACGACAAUAUCAUCAACAACAUUGACUACGGAACCAUCAACAAUCCCGCCUACAACUGAACCUUCAACAACAGAAACGAUCGUUGAAGAAACGACGACAGUGAAAUCACCUUUUGACAACAAGAGGUCUAAAUUCGCUUUCCCAAGACGACCUACGUUCAAACCAGCGAACAUAACUAGACCUACGAUUGUCCCCAGGCCAGCUAAGAAACUUAACAGCACUGUGUCGUCGAAUUUAUUCCAAAAACCGAACAAAACAUCUAAUUUUAACCCCUCCAAGUCUCGAUUCACUGCCAACAGAGGACAAAACGUACCGGUAGAUAUUAGAAAGAAGGGAAAUACGAAGGUGCCUCCAAAGAGCUUCACGACAGAAGCCCCAAGGUCGACAACCGAAAGGCGACUGUACGUGAAGCCCAUAAGGCCGAACUUGCGACCAUCCUUUGUACCUCGGAGAAACACAACGCCUUCUCCACAAACCACUGUUAAUACGUAAUCGAAAUAGUUAAGGCCAUUGCACACAUGAUUACAAAAAAUCGAAUUCAUUUUCAAAUUAAAAGUCAACUCACGUUAAAAGCACAUGAAACACUAUUGAUAGAAGAAUUAAGUAGCCAAUCAACUUUAUGUUUUAUCAAUUUCAAAUUAUCAAAGAAAGUUCUACAAAUGAUUGAUUCUAAACGGACCACAAACGGCCACUAGACAUUGCGCACUUACUUUUACUUGCGCAAAUGUCAAAUUGUAAUAUUGAUUUUUAGAUGGAUUGCUUUAAUGUAGCCUUUUUAACGCCCCUGUCGUCCUCUUCAACACAUCUCUUGAUCCAUUUCCAUUGGUUUUUUUUUAAUUCCAUUAACUUGAUUUGUAAUCUUGUGUGUAAGUACUAAGUAGUUUUAUAUAGCAAGUAACAUGUUGAGUCCGGUUUCUAACGCCAUAAAAUAUUAAGAAUUGGAUUUUGAACUGUAACUUCGGCAAUAUGUUGUGACACAAUUACUGACUGUUCAAUUAUUUUAGAAAUUAUGAUAAUAUUAGAAAUUAUUGAAAUAAAAAAAUCAUGCUAAUCGCUAUUUGAUCGAUAAUUCUUGAUUUUCUUCGUAUUAAGAAAAUUAAGUAAGUAAGUACUUUUGUUGGGUCCGAUUAUUUCAUUGGCGGGUUUGAACGCAUAUGCUUACCUAUAAAGUAAUACAUUCUUGAACAUUAUGUUAUAUGUAAAUAUCAACUCAACAGUUUUGUAGUCAUAUUUUUAGAGAUUUCAUAGCUUUAACUUAGGUUAGGUUUAAUGGAGGUUUUGUACCAAAAAAUGUAUAUUAUAAUAUGUUAGUUCGUUUUGGUAUUGAAGACUUUCAAUUACAAAUUGUCAUAGGUUAUCUAGCUUAGACUUAUUUAAUUUUUUUUAUAUUUGAAAAGUAAUAUUACUGAAGUAAUCGUUACCAUUAAUAAGAAUGUACAUACAUGAAUAAAGGUAGGAUUGGGCAUUUGUAUACCGAUGGAGAAAAUUGUAAUGUAACAAAGAAAUAAAAUUGUAAGUGGAUUA